UAAGUGAACUCGUUUUGAAAAAUUGUAUUUAACUCUUCUUUUUUUUUGUUUAGUGAGAAGGCUGGCAACAGUGUGUCAAGCAAAAAUUUUAUAAAUCAAUUUCUUGUGUAUGCAAUUAGUGUUUCACGUUUGAUAUAAGCUUACUUGUAAAUACAGUGUACAUAUAAAUAUGAGCACACAAAAUCGGAACAGCGGCGGCGGUCGCAACCAAAAGAAGUCAAAUUCUGGCAGCGGUGGGGGCGGAGGUGGUGAUUCUGCUUUACAGACGUCAAAUAAAAAAACAGAUGUCUCUAAGACAGAAAAAGAAAAAUCUCACCCAAAGCCAACUGCUGAACAAUUGCGCAUUGCCCAGAUCACCAAUAGUAAUACAUCAGAGGAUCCGCAAAUGCGCGAAAAAGUCGCCACACUCAUAGAGAUGACUCAGCGUUCCGAAGAGGAAGUCUGUUGUGCAUUAUACGAGUGCGAUAACGAUUUAGAGCGUGCUGUUGUAUAUCUUUUAGAGACACUUCCAGUGGGAGCAUUUGAGACAUCUUCAAAGAAGAAAAAGAAUAAAGCUGCAAGUGCCGGGCAGGAGAAUGCUGGUGGCGAUGGAGAAUGGAUUGAUAGCAAUGCCAAUACGGACAGACGCGAAAAGUCACGUAACCGAAGCAGCAAUCGCGGUGGUCGCGGUGGUACCGACAGCCGUGGCUGGCGCGGCAGAGAGGCUCGCGAGAACGAGCGCAAUUUACGUGAUUCACGCGGAGGGGAUGAUCGCAAUGACAAUUAUCGGCGCAGAGAAGGUGGCGGAGGCGGAGGUGGUGGUGGUAGUCGCAGUGGCGGUGGUCGUGGUGGUGGUUAUGCAGGCCGCGGUGGUCGGGGCGGCGGUAGAUUCGGUGGAGGUGGCCGUGGCACUGGCGGUCGUGGCGAGCGUGGAUACAAUUCCCGCUCUGGCGCAAAUGAAGAUCACCAAGAAGUGGAGCUUUGGGACAAUACUAUAGCUCAGAAUGCCGAGAAACAGCAGCAACAAUUGCAAGAUGAUGCCUGGGGCGAUUGGGAUAAUGAAGAGUAUGUAGGUUCACUAAAAGAUAGCAAAGUAUUCACGACGAGCAAUUUGCCAAACCAGACGGCGGCAAGUGUGGUUAGCGGUGGUGUUAGUGGUGUGAGUAGUGUAGUAAAUAGCGGUACUAGUGAGCUAUCAGCGCCCCCCGGGCUAGAGCACCAUUUGAGCACUUCGGGGCUAGUAGGCAAUGCAACGUCCCCACAACAGCAACAGCAAGGAUCUCAUUUGAAUACGCUCGUUGGCAGUUCGGUUGGGGUGACGGGCGGCAGUGUGCCUGGAGUUGUUAGCGGCAGCAGCAGUGGUCUAAUUGAAGAUAAUUCAGCUGUCAGUUCAACAGUUGUGCAGUCUGCGUCAGUGUCUACAACACCUAUGAUGCAAUAUAGUGCAGCUGUAACAAGUUCACAGCUGCCACAAUCGCAGCCGCUGACACCACAGCAGCAGCAACAACAACAACAACCGUCGGUUCUGUCGACGCCUCUUAGUACUGCGCCAUACGGCAACGCUGCAGAUACAUUUUCAAAUGCUGCUACGGCGGCUGCAAACUUGGUGCAGCAAGUGCAGCAACAACAGCAGCAGCCGCAAUCACAAAUCAAAGCUUCGGCUACACUCUCUGCCGAGCAAUCUCAGUAUUUCAAUUCUUUGACAUCGCAAAACGCCGCUGCAGCGGCAGCGCAGCAACCAUUACAGCAGCAGCAGCAGCUGGCAACGACGUAUGCACAAAGUGCUGCCGCUGUGCAAUAUCCAACUUCAUAUGCAAAUGUAUUUGGUUCAGCAGCAGCGGUCACCACGGCAGCCACCGCUGGACUCGGCGUAGCCGGCGCUGAUCAAUCACAGCUUUCGAGUGGGGUGCAACAGCCGCAAGUGCGAAGAGCACGUGCUAAAUUGCCACCACCUUCGAAGAUUCCAUCGACAGCUGUGGAAAUGCCAGGUGACACAUUGAAUAAUAUUGGCUACUUGGAUGUGCAAUUUGGAGGCCUUGACUUCGGGACCGAAGAUACUUUCGAAGCAUUGCCCGAGAAGUUUGGAGCGUCAGUGACAAUGGAUGGUCAACAACAGCAGCCGCAACAAACACAGUCCCAACAGUUGGUACAAUCACAGCAGGAUGUUACAACUGAUUAUCAGAGCAAGUCAACUGUGCAACAACAACAAAGUUCACUAACGGCAGGCCUGCAAAGUGCACAACUUGGUGAUGCAUUGUCAAGUGGCUAUUCACAACGUGGUGCAGGAGCUGUACAACAGCAACAGCAAGUUGUGAGUGGGGGAAGUGGUGUUGCUGUGGGCGUGGGUGUUGGUGGUGGUGCCUCAUCGGUCGGUGGUACCUCUAAUCACACAUUAGAUUUGUCUAAGAGCGAUCCGUAUGGUCAGUCGCAGAGUGCAACGAACUCUGCUGGUGGAUAUCAAACGAGCGCUUAUCAAACCAGCGUUUCGGUUGCCAACAAGACUGCAAAUGCCUACCAGCCAUCUGCUGGCGGACAAGUGUAUAACAGCAGUAGUUAUGCUAACGUACAGUCUUCUGUUGCUAAUACAUACCAACCGCAGUCAUACGGAGCGUAUCAACAGAAUUCUAUGAAUUCAUAUCAGCAACAGGCGGCAGUCCAGACAGCAUCGAACUCUGUAACAGGGGGCGCUGUAAACGUUGGAGGUAGCAGCAGUGGCAAUACGACACAAAACAUUCCCGUAGUUGGUGGCAGCGGUGGUAAUAGCAAUGCAAAUAGCAAUACAAAUACUGGAUAUUUGUCCUCCGGAUACCCAACACAGCAAAGUGCAUACCAGUCCAGCCAAAGUGUGUACGGUGGAACUGGUCUCUCGAAUAGCACAGGGUUCGCCGGUAGCACAAACACUUCGUCCUCUCAAUACAGUAGCUUUAGUGCAAGUGCUAAAUUGAAGGAUACGGCAACAGCGUCAAGUGGUUCGCAUUAUGAGGGUGUGUCCUCAAGCAACGUGGCUAGUAGUAGUGGAGCAGCUGGAAACUCAGCAGUGUCGGCCAAUUCGGUGGCGAAUUCGUCAGCGUCGGUUAACUCUAACAACUCAAAUGUGAACAGUAACAGCUCGAGCGUGGGAGUAAACAACAGCGUUAGCAGCGCUAGUAACAGUAAUACAAACAGUAGCAGCACUGUAAGCGGCGGUGGUAGCGGCGCUGGCGGCAGCGGUAGUGGUAGCGGCAGCGGCGGAGGUGGUAGCAGCAGCAGCAACCCCGCAUCUGUGGUGGCCGCAGCAGCUGCAGCCGCAGCCGUUUCAUCAUCUUCAAAUAAAACAAGCGCUAGCGGAAUGGUGCCCAACAUCCAAAUGGUUAGUCAAUAUAUACAGACUGGAUUGCCAUACUAUCAGCAACCAGUUUAUUCUUACGAGGAUAUACAAAUGAUGCAACAGAGAGUGCCACACGUGCAAGGAUAUUACGAUCUCAACUACACUCCGACCAGUUUGGGCACUGGUCGCGAUAACUUGGGCUCUGUAGCAUAUUCUACCAUGACUGAUGCGCGUUUCACUAGAACGGACAAUAAUUCUAGCCCAGUUAGCAACGUGUCAAGUACAAUGUCACAGCAAGCAGGCUCUAGCGGCCCAAUGCUAAAUGUUCCUUACUACUUCUAUAGCGGUAAUGUUAUGCCUGGCAGUUUUCAGUAUGGCACACCGGCCAUUUAUCCGCAGCAAAUUCCAGCUGCUAAUACAGCGUCGGGUGGCCAAUUCCCGAAACCUUCAUACAACACUGGUUAUGGUUCGACCAGUUAUGAUACGUUAUCUCAAGCUUCGCAGGACUAUACAAAGGGCGCUUACCCGUCGAGCGUUAAUCAGCAAUCGAAGUCGCAAAAUGUCGCCAAUCCGCCUCAAACUGGAACGAGUUCGGAUAUUACAUCGUCCAUGUAUGGUAAGGGACAUGUUGCGCUGAAUAAGGUCAAUUCAUAUGAGAAACAAAAUUUCCAUUCGGGCACUCCACCACCAUUCAAUAUGCCGAAUACACAAACAGCUGGUGGCACCUCAGCUCAGCCCUACGGCAUGUAUUUGCCAAUGCCGACAGCAGGCCAUCACAAUAUGAUUCAUCAACCAAUCCAUCAGAUGGACGGCAGGAUUCAUAAUUCAUCCCGCCGGGAUUCGAAUAGCACGGGCCAGCGCCAACAGACAAGUAGCCAAUCGAAAUCGGCUGCUAAACAAGGCUACUCACCCUCUUAUUGGACUGGACAGAAUUGAAUGUGAAAAGGAAGGCGUUGCUACAAACACAUUAAUGCAUACACAUAUAUAUAUAAAUAUUAUAUGUAUAUGUUAAUAAGAAACUCGAUUCCGAUUUAGUAACAACAUAAUCCAAUCAGCUCUAUAAAUCGGUUCCAGCUGCGAAGCAAUUGCGUGCACACAACCAUAACCACACACACAUACACAUACGUACUUCUUUUACUUUUCACAUUGUCUGUCUGCCGGUCCUAUAGUUUUCCUUUAUACGAAUGUAUUGAUGCUUAUGUAUGGUACAUUAGUAUAAAAAAA
Messenger RNA from Rhagoletis zephyria (snowberry fruit fly), 4510 nucleotides. RefSeq names its product ubiquitin-associated protein-like lingerer (gene lig). The record is from RefSeq and is a predicted model, not a curated record. NCBI's taxonomy places the organism in Eukaryota, Metazoa, Arthropoda, Insecta, Diptera, Tephritidae. Gene Ontology annotation, cellular component: nucleus; cytoplasm. Gene Ontology annotation, molecular function: protein binding.